Molecule: messenger RNA, 2441 nt
Organism: Owenia fusiformis
Lineage: Eukaryota; Metazoa; Annelida; Polychaeta; Sabellida; Oweniidae
Source: the annotation of a GenBank genome assembly
AUGUACACUAAAACAAAAUGUAUGAUUUGAUGUGGAAAACCAACACAAAAAUGACGAGUCUAAGUCCGACAUACAAAAUUUUUAGUGCCAAAAUGUUCCGCUUACCAUCCAUUGUGCGUCCUGCCCUUACCCGCCUUGCUACAGCUAACAGAUGUGCUCCUGCUGCCAUAACAAACCAGAGAGGCUAUGCCAAAGAGGUGAAGUUUGGCCCAGAGGCAAGAUCUGCAAUGCUUAUUGGAGUUGAUGUACUUGCUGAUGCAGUUGCUGUAACCAUGGGACCAAAGGGACGAAACGUUAUAAUAGAACAAAGCUGGGGCAGCCCCAAAAUUACAAAAGAUGGAGUUACUGUAGCUAAAUCAAUAGAACUGAAAGAUAAAAUGCAGAAUGUUGGUGCUAAACUUGUACAAGAUGUUGCCAAUAACACAAAUGAGGAAGCUGGGGAUGGUACAACUACAGCAACUGUUCUAGCCAGGGCCAUAACUAGGGAAGGAUUUGAAAAGAUGAGCAAAGGAGCUAACCCAAUUGAGAUCAGAAAAGGAAUUAUGCUAGCCGCUGAGAAAGUUAUAGAAGAACUUAAAAAUAUAGCAAAACCAGUAACUACCCCAGAGGAAAUACAACAGGUUGCCACUAUAUCAGCCAAUGGUGACAGUUCAGUGGGUGAGCUGAUCUCUAGUGCAAUGAAGAAGGUGGGAAAAGAGGGUGUAAUCACAGUCAAAGAUGGCAAGACGCUCCAGGAUGAGCUAGAAACCAUCGAGGGAAUGAAGUUUGACAGGGGAUACAUCUCUCCCUACUUCAUCAAUACAACUAAAGGCGCCAAAGUAGAAUACCAAGAUGCAUUGGUAUUAUUCAGUGAGAAGAAAAUCUCAAAUAUCCAAUCCAUGAUUCCCGCCCUAGAGCUGGCCAAUACCAGUCGUAAACCACUCAUUAUCGUAGCUGAAGACAUUGAUGGGGAAGCUCUUACCACAUUAGUAUUAAAUAGACUGAAGGUUGGUCUCCAGGUGUGUGCAGUUAAAGCACCAGGCUUUGGUGACAACAGGAAGAAUACUCUCAGGGACAUGGCAGUUGCCUCAGGUGGAAUCGUGUUUGGAGAUGAUGCCAACAUGUACAACCUUGAGGAUGUUCAGCUCAAUGACUUGGGAGGUGUUGGUGAGGUGAUUAUCACCAAGGACGACACUCUCCUUAUGAAGGGUAAAGGCAGCCCAGCUGACUUGGAGAAGAGAGUUAACCAAAUCAAAGAUGAGAUUGAAUUGACCACAUCUGAGUACGAAAAGGAGAAACUCCAGGAACGACUUGCCAAACUUGCUAAUGGAGUUGCAGUAAUCAAAGUUGGAGGAUCCAGUGAAGUUGAGUGCAAUGAAAAGAAAGACAGAAUCAAUGAUGCCCUCAAUGCAACUAGAGCUGCUGUAGAGGAGGGCAUUGUACCAGGUGGUGGUGUUGCCCUCAUCAGAUGUCUCAAAGCCCUUGAGGGACUUCAGACUCCAAAUUCUGACCAACAAGUCGGUGUUGAUAUUAUCCGUAAGGCUGUCAAGAUCCCCUGCUUCCAAAUUGCCUCAAAUGCUGGAGUUGAUGCCAAUGAUGUAGUACAAAGAGUCAUGACUGAAUCUGCAGAGAAUGGUUACGAUGCAAUGAACAACACAUUUGUUAAUAUGGUAGCUAAUGGAAUUAUUGAUCCAGCAAAGGUUGUCCGAACUGCGUUAACAGAUGCCUGUGGUGUUGCCUCAUUAUUGUCUACAGCUGAGGCUGUUGUCACUGAAUUGCCCAAGGAGGACCCUCCCAUGCCAGCUGGUGGUGGAAUGGGGGGAAUGGGAGGCAUGGGGGGAAUGGGAGGAAUGGGGGGCAUGAUGUAAUUCAUGAAUUUCAGUGAAUCAUGAAGUAACCAGAUGUCUGUUGUGAUUGUAGCAGUAAUGUGACCUUGAACUUUUAGUGGACGGAUGGCUGCUAUGUUGGAAGAUAUUAGUGACCUUGAACUCUAUUUAGUGGACUUCUGUUCUACAUAAAGGAAUUGUCAAGUGUCAUCGAAAUAAUUUUAUCAGUUGACUGUUCAAUAUUGUAAUAUGGACCAUUUGAUGAACACUUAACAGUGGUCUGCUUAAAACCUGGUUCAUUAUGGCACGAGAAAAUACAGAAAUCAGCAGACAAAUGGUUGCUAAGAUCAGGAAUUAAGAACAAAAUGAAUAAAGUGUGUUGCUAGGAUCAAGACAGUGUAAAUUAUUCAUUCCACUGUGACAUCAUCAUUUAUAUGUGAUAUCAUCAUGUUUAUAAUCAUGUGACGUGAUGUGGAUGUAACACAAUUUCAUGGUUAAAAUCCUCUGAUCAAAUGUAUGCAUUCUUCAACAGUGGAAUGUUAUACCAUAAAUUACAAUGUUUUAUUAAAUUAUUCACUUAAAUUGUGAUGAUGAAAUGCCAAAAUAAAUAGUUUAGUCAGUCAUUAGGUCAGAACU